Nymphaea colorata (pocket water lily) is the source of this 535-nucleotide messenger RNA. RefSeq lists its product as uncharacterized. The record is from RefSeq and is a predicted model, not a curated record. The coding region runs from base 14 to 535 and encodes 173 amino acids. The transcript has 3 exons. NCBI's taxonomy places the organism in Eukaryota, Viridiplantae, Streptophyta, Magnoliopsida, Nymphaeales, Nymphaeaceae.
GAGAGGGAAGACUAUGGCGUCUGAAGAUUCGAAAGCAUCGCAGGAAACGACGUCUGAAAAUUCGAUGGGGACUAUAGCGUUUGAAGAUUCAAGAGCAGUACUGGAAACGUCGUCUGAAGAUUCGAAAGCACCACAGGGAACGACGUCUGAAAAUUCGAUGGGGACUAUAGCAUUUGAAGCUUCGAGAGCAGUACCGGAAACGUCGUCUGAAGAUUCGGGGGAGUCUGUGGCGUUUGAAGCAGUACAGGAAACGGCGUCUGUAGAUUCUAGAGCAGUCCUGGAAAUGCUAAAUGAUGAACUUCAAGAACAGACAGAAUUCGUAUUGGGGCCAUUAAAGGAAUCUCCAACCAUCGUUGGCAUCACAGAAGAAAGAGAAGUCAUCGUAAGCAUAUGGGACAACGAUGAGCUGGAGACGUGCAUUAUCAUACAACGUUAUGACCCGUCUUGGAAUUUUUGCAUGCGGAUUCCUGCAAACCAAGAAGAUCUUAAACAAAGGGCCGAAGCAGCUGGUUUUAAGGUAGAGGUGGUGCCCUAG